AUGGCGGCGGGGUCGGGUGGGAGUGGGGGCUCUGGGGGAGGCCCCGGGUCGGGGCCGGGCGGGGGUGGGGGUCCCGGGGGUGGGGGCCCCAGCGAGAGCGCCCCAGGACCCGGGUCCGGCGGGGGUCUCAGCAGCGGCGGGGAGCUGCACCCGCGCACCGGGCGCUUGGUGAGCCUUUCGGCCUGUGGGCGUACAGCGCGGCGGCAGCAGCCGGGCCAGGAGUUUAACCACGGGCUGGUGUUGAGCCGGGAACCCUUGCGCGACGGACGCGUCUUCACCGUCCGCAUCGACCGCAAGGUCAACUCCUGGAGUGGCUCCAUUGAGAUUGGAGUGACAGCGCUGGAUCCUAGUGUACUGGACUUCCCAAGCAGUGCCACGGGGCUGAAGGGGGGCUCAUGGGUGGUGUCAGGCUGCUCGGUGUUGAGGGAUGGACGCUCUGUGCUGGAGGAGUAUGGUCAGGACCUGGACCAGCUUAGCGAAGGGGACCAUGUGGGCGUGGAGCGCACGGCUGCCGGAGAGCUGCGCCUCUGGGUGAAUGGGCGGGAUUGUGGUGUGGCCGCCACGGGCCUGCCCACUCGAGUCUGGGCCGUUGUGGACCUUUAUGGCAAGUGCACCCAGAUCACUGUGCUACCCCCCGAGCCGGGCUUCAGCCCCCCUACUCCCAUCCCCACGCCUCCCCUUGAGCCCUCUGCUGCCCCUGAAGAUUCUGCCUCGGCUGAACAGGGGAACUCUGGAGAUGAAGCCUUCAUGGUGUCCCCAGCGCAGGCCCGUCCGGAGACGUUUCCUAACAGCCUUGAGUCGCAUAAUGACUUUUCCAGCAUGGAGCUCUCGGAGGUGGUGAGCAACGCAAUCCUGUCUGCCUACAACGGGGGGCUCCUGAACGUCAACUUGAGUUCUCCGCCUGCAGGGGAAGGGUCGGGGGGUAGCGGGGCUGCCACCUCACCCGUCCUCACUUCCAACGACUCCCUGCUCUUUCACGAGAAGUGUGGGACCCUCAUCAAACUCAGCAACAACAAUAAGACAGCCGAGCGCCGCCGGCCUUUGGAUGAAUUCAACAACGGGGUUGUCAUGACCAACCGCCCUCUUCGAGACAACGAGAUGUUUGAGAUCCGCAUCGACAAGCUCGUAGAUAAGUGGUCGGGCUCCAUCGAGAUCGGUGUCACCACCCACAACCCCAACAGCUUGGAGUACCCAGCCACCAUGACCAACCUCCAGUCGGGCACCAUCAUGAUGAGUGGGUGUGGGAUCCUGACCAACGGCAAGGGCACCCGCCGGGAGUACUGUGAAUUCAGUCUGGAUGAGCUGCAGGAGGGCGACCACAUCGGUCUCACGAGGAAGUCCAACUCUGCCCUGCACUUCUUCAUCAACGGCAUCGAUCAGGGCGUGGCUACCCCACUGACGCCCCCAGUGGUAUAUGGGGUGGUGGACUUGUACGGGAUGGCCGUGAAGGUGACCAUCGUCCACAAUAACAACCACAGCGACCGUCUGCGCCGGAACAAUGCCAUCCUGCGGGCACUGUCCCCUGAGGGUGCUCUCCGCCGUGCUGCGCCUGCUGCCCAGGCAGAACCCGAGCGCCUGCUCUUCCACCCCAACUGUGGGCAGAAGGCGGCCAUCACCCACGAGGGACGCACUGCCCUGAGGCCCCAUGCCACCGACGACUUCAAUCAUGGCGUGGUGCUGAGCAACAGAGCCCUGCGGGAUGGAGAGGUGUUCCAGGUGUGCAUUGACAAGAUGGUGGACAAGUGGGCCGGCUCCAUUGAGAUUGGCGUCACCACCCACAACCCUGCCUACCUCCAGUUGCCCUCCACCAUGACCAACCUGCGCUCUGGGACCUGGAUGAUGACUGGGAAUGGGGUGAUGCACAAUGGGACAACCAUCCUGGAUGAAUAUGGGCACAACCUGGACCGUCUCAAGGCAGGGGACACGGUGGGCGUGGUUCGGCGGGAGGACGGGACUCUCCACUUCUUUGUCAAUGGGAUGACUCAGGGCCCCGCGGCCUGGAACGUGCCCCCGGGCGUCUACGCCGUCGUGGAUCUCUACGGCCAGGCGGCCCAGGCCACCAUAGUGGACGACGUGGAGGUGCCUGCAGUCCCAGAGCCACUCCCUGAGGGAAAUAACCAGGUGUCCCCGAGCUCCCCGUCAUCAGGAGCCGGGGGCUCCGACCUGCGCUUCCACCAGCUGCACGGCAGUAACGCAGUCAUCACCAAUGGGGGCCGCACCGCGCUGCGCCACAACUGCCGCAGCGAGUUCAACGAUGCCAUCGUCAUCUCCAACCGGGCCCUCCGGGACGGAGAGCUCUUUGAAAUUGUCAUUCAGAAGAUGGUGGACCGCUGGUCAGGCUCCAUCGAGGCCGGAGUGACCGCCAUUCGGCCGGAAGACCUUGAAUUCCCCAGCACCAUGACGGACAUCGACUAUGACACGUGGAUGCUGAGUGGCACGGCCAUCAUGCAAGACGGGAACACCAUGCGCAACAACUACGGGUGUGACCUGGACGCCCUGGGCACUGGCGCACGCAUUGGCAUGAUGCGCACGGCCAAGGGCGACCUGCACUACUUCGUCAACGGCCAGGACCAGGGUGCCGCCUGCUCGGGCUUGCCUCCGGGUAAAGAGGUGUACGCGGUAGUGGAUCUGUACGGCCAGUGUGUCCAAGUGUCCAUCACCAAUGCCACCGGCCCCAUGGACAACAGCCUGGCCACCAGCAACACCGCCACUGAGAAGUCAUUCCCCCUGCACUCCCCAGUGGUUGGCGUGGCUCACCGAUUCCACAGUACUUGUGGCAAGAACGUCACUCUGGAGGAGGACGGCACGAGGGCAGUGCGUGCGGUUGGCUAUGCUCAUGGUCUCGUCUUCAGCACCAAGGAGCUCAAGCCUGAGGAAGUCUUUGAGGUGAAAGUGGAAGAGUUGGACGAGAAGUGGGCAGGCUCCCUCCGGCUGGGGCUGACCACUCUACCGCCAGGGGAGAUGGGCCCUGGAGCGGGGGGCAGCCCGGGACUGCCGCCCACUCUGCCAGAGCUCCGGGUGAAGACCACCUGGAUGGUGUCCAGCUGUGAAGUGAAGCGGGAUGGGCAGCUCCAGAGGAUGAACUAUGGCCGGAACCUGGAGAGGCUGGGGGUGGGGAGCCGUGUGGGCAUUCGUCGGGGGGCAGAUGACACGAUGCACCUCCUGGUAGAUGGAGAGGAUAUGGGGCCCGCAGCCACCGGCAUCGCCAAGAACGUGUGGGCCGUGUUGGAUCUGUAUGGGCCAGUGCGCAGUGUGUCCAUUGUCAGCUCCUCGAGGCUGGAGGAGUCCGAAGGCACCCAGCCUCCCUCCCCCAGCUUGGACACUGGCAGUGAAGGCGAGGAAGAGGACGAGGGCGAGGAGCAGAGUCUGGGAGACCAGGAUCAAGUGGCCGUUAUGCCCACAGCCCUCGAGUUCCUGGAGAACCACGGGAAGAAUAUUCUGUUGUCCAAUGGGAAUCGUACAGCCACGCGGGUGGCUAGCUACAAUCAGGGCAUCGUCGUCGUCAACCAGCCCUUGGUGCCCCAGCUGCUAGUCCAGGUACGGAUAGACGUCCUGAACCGGCAGUGGACGUCGUCCCUUGUCCUGGGAGUCAUUGCCUGCCCACCCGAAAGGCUCAACUUCCCUGCCUCUGCCUGUGCCCUCAAGCGAGCAGCCUGGCUGCUGCGGGGCCGUGGCGUCUUCCACAACGGGCUCAAGAUCUGUGAAAAGCUUGGACCAAAUCUGGACACAUGUCCUGAAGGCACCAUCCUGGGACUGCGGCUUGACAGCUCGGGGGGCCUGCAUCUCCACGUCAACGGGGUCGACCAGGGAGUGGCUCUGCCGGACAUCCCCCAGCCCUGCCAUGCGCUCGUGGACCUCUAUGGGCAGUGUGAGCGGGUGACGAUCGUGAGUCCUGAACCAGGAGCUGCCAGUGGCAAGGGUGCUGGAACCCAAGGGGACAUGGAGAAAGCUGACAUGGUGGAUGGUAUCAAAGAGAGUGUGUGCUGGGGUCCGCCGCCAGCUGCCAGCCCCCUGAAGAGCUGCGAGUACCAUGCCCUUUGCUCCCGUUUCCAAGAGCUGCUGCUGCUUCCGGAGGAUUAUUUCAUGCCUCCGCCCAAGCAUAGCCUGUGCUACUGUGAAUCUUGCCGGAAGCUGCGAGGGGAUGAGGCCCAUAGGCGCCGAGGAGAGCCCCCCCGGGAGUAUGCCCUGCCCUUCGGGUGGUGCAGGUUCAACCUCAGGGCAAAUCCCCGCCUGGAGGCUGGGACGCUAACCAAGAAGUGGCACAUGGCGUACCACGGGAGCAACGUGGCAGCCGUACGCAGGGUGCUGGACCGAGGGGAGCUGGGAGCAGGCACUGCCUCCAUCCUGAGCUGCCGGCCCUUGAAGGGGGAGCCCGGGGUAGGGUUCCCGGAGCCUGGAGAGAACUGCGCGCCUCCUCGGGAGGAGCAGCCCCCUCCAGUGCUGCUUUCCCCCUCCCUUCAAUAUGCUGGGGCUGAGACCUUGGCAUCCAAAGUGCAAUUCCGGGACCCCAAAUCCCAGCGGACGCACCAGGCCCAAGUUGCGUUCCAGGUGUGUGUGCGCCCUGGCUCCUACACCCCUGGUCCCCCGACUGCUGCCCUCAGAGAGCCUCCCGAUCCUCACUUCAGUCCAGCUGAACUCGAGUGGGUAACCAAGGAGAAGGGGGCCACACUCCUCUAUGCCCUGCUGGUACGGGUGGAGUGAGGGGCGAGACCCCACCACGACAAGCACAGUUGGGCCCUGGGCCCAUGGAUUCCGGGUGACCACUGCCUCCACCUCAUUCCAGUGACCCGUGGCGCGCCCAGGGGCUGUCAUGGCAGAUGUGCAAGAGCAUGUGUGCAAGCUCUUGGAUUUAGAAGUGGAGGAUACCUCCAUGUGCAGGGGCCCAGGACGCUCCCUCUGCUGUGAGGGAGCUUGUGGGGAGCCAACCCCAGGCCCUGGGGACCCCUCUUCAUGCACUGACUUGGGGAACACGAUUCCCUCUUACCCCCCCCCCUUAAUUUAUUUCCGUUUUUGUUUUUGUUUUGUUUUUUUCUGGUUACUGUGAAUCCCAGAGGAGUCUCUCCCUGUGCCCCACAUGAAGCUGCUUUUCCGGGGGCCAUCGGGGGGAGGGGGAAGGGCGGGCGCGAGGGACGA
Choloepus didactylus (southern two-toed sloth) is the source of this 5133-nucleotide messenger RNA. It is a transcript of the gene NEURL4, whose product is annotated as neuralized E3 ubiquitin protein ligase 4. Gene Ontology annotation, molecular function: ubiquitin protein ligase activity. The record is from RefSeq and is a predicted model, not a curated record. Lineage: Eukaryota; Metazoa; Chordata; Mammalia; Pilosa; Megalonychidae.